CACGGUUUUAACUGGCUGUCUGUCAAAAAAUCUCAGUUGAAAGUUGACUUAUUGGACACUCGUCGUCGCUACUUCAGGAGGACUUGUUUGCUGUCUAGCUAUCCCGGCUAGCGGUGUGCUGAUAUCAAAGAAGAACAACAUGAGCUCGGUGUUACAACUGUCGCUCAGAUAGUAAACAAGCUGCUACCUUCAGUGAGAGGACGGGAGACGCACCUGUUUGUAUGUGUCGCCGAUAGUUAACAUGUCGAGUCAGAUCCAGCCGGCUGUGCCGAUCCAACAGCAGCCUAAUCUAAAAUCUGCUCCUUUCCCACCUCACUGUUUUGUGAAUACUCUAAACAACCCUCUUCAAAUCAAAAGGAAUGUAAUUACAGUCGAUUACAAUGUUACAAGUCAGGUGCUCGGGAUGGGGAUAAAUGGCAAGGUGUUGGAAAUAUUUCACAAAGAGAGUGGAGAAAAGUAUGCACUGAAGAUGCUGCAGGAUUGUCCUGAGGCCAGACGGGAAGUGGAGCUCCACUGGAGGGUGUCAACUUGUUGCCACAUUGUACCCAUCAUAGAUGUUUACGAGAAUCUCUACCAUGGCAGGAAGUGCCUCCUCAUCGUGAUGGAAUGUAUGGAUGGAGGUGAAUUGUUUAGUCAUAUCCAGGACAGAGGGAAUCAUGCAUUUACAGAAAGAGAGGCCUCUGACAUCAUGAAGAGUAUAGGAGAAGCCAUACAUUUCCUGCAUUUCAUCAACAUUGCACACAGAGACAUCAAGCCAGAGAACCUGCUGUACACCUCCAAAAGGCCAGACGCCUUCCUCAAGCUGACAGAUUUUGGGUUUGCCAAAGAAAUCACCACCUUAAACUCUCUGGCAACACCAUGUUUUACACCCUACUAUGUUGCUCCAGAGGUUCUGGGUCCAGAGAAAUAUGACAGAUCCUGUGACAUGUGGUCUCUGGGUGUCAUUAUGUAUAUUCUACUUUGUGGUUACCCUCCCUUCUUCUCACAUCACGGUCUGGCAAUAUCCCCAGGAAUGAAAAGACGGAUCCGUACUGGAAAAUACGAUUUCCCCAAACCAGAAUGGAGCGAUGUGUCUGAUGAAGCCAAACAGCUAAUUUGCCACUUACUGAAAACUGAGCCAACCCAGAGAAUGAACAUCACCGAGUUCAUAAAUCAUCCCUGGAUUAAUCAGUCAGUGGAGGUCCCACUAACGCCUCUCCACACCAGCCGCGUGCUGCAUGAGGAGCAAGAUGUCUGGGAGAAGGUUAAGGAGGAAAUGACAAAUGCCCUGCAAACGAUGAGAGUGGACUAUGAUCAAAUUAAAAUCAAAACCAUAGAAGACUCGACUAAUCCUCUACUCUUGAAAAGAAGAAAGAAAAGUAAAAAACCACCCACACAACCUCCAGGCUAG
Gymnodraco acuticeps is the source of this 1390-nucleotide messenger RNA. RefSeq names its product MAP kinase-activated protein kinase 2-like. Bases 242 to 1390 code for a protein of 382 amino acids. Gene Ontology annotation, cellular component: cytoplasm; nucleus. The record is from RefSeq and is a predicted model, not a curated record. Gene Ontology annotation, biological process: cellular response to vascular endothelial growth factor stimulus; intracellular signal transduction; peptidyl-serine phosphorylation. Gene Ontology annotation, molecular function: ATP binding; mitogen-activated protein kinase binding; calcium-dependent protein serine/threonine kinase activity. Lineage: Eukaryota; Metazoa; Chordata; Actinopteri; Perciformes; Bathydraconidae. The transcript is spliced from 10 exons.